AUGAUGAGGUGUGUCUAUACGACACAGAAACACAAGAAGUUGAAGACAUGGAUGGAUGGCUUCGCAGAGAUGAAGGGGAAGAGGCUUCACCUGUAUGAUUCCGAUAUGGUGGAAAUACACAACUCGAUAGUCUCCGCCUUAAAUAACGAGAUGGAGAUAUUCAAAUAUCUCGUUUACAUUGAGUCUUUUGAGAAUCUGGAGGAAAAUGGAGAAAGGGAGCACCAGGAGCAUAUUACUCGCACCAGGGAGAUACUCGAGGAGAACCCAGGAAGUAUGGGCGAUCCUAGAAGCUCACAGCCAGGGGGGAGAACCAGAGAAGAGAUAAUAAAUCUUUUUGAAGAGUAA
This is a messenger RNA of Encephalitozoon cuniculi GB-M1, 345 nucleotides long. RefSeq lists its product as uncharacterized. NCBI's taxonomy places the organism in Eukaryota, Fungi, Microsporidia, Unikaryonidae. The record is from RefSeq and is marked provisional. The transcript has a single exon. Bases 1 to 345 code for a protein of 114 amino acids.